Molecule: messenger RNA, 1434 nt
Organism: Auxenochlorella protothecoides
Lineage: Eukaryota; Viridiplantae; Chlorophyta; Trebouxiophyceae; Chlorellales; Chlorellaceae
Product: GPI mannosyltransferase 3
Exons: 5
Coding region: 1-1434 (477 amino acids)
Biological process (GO): GPI anchor biosynthetic process
Cellular component (GO): endoplasmic reticulum membrane
Molecular function (GO): alpha-1,2-mannosyltransferase activity
Source: RefSeq, a predicted model, not a curated record
AUGCACCUCUUCCUGCGAUGCCUGGUCUUUCGCCUGGUCCAGGCCCUCCUCCUGCGAACCUACUUUGCCCCCGAUGAGCACUGGCAGAGCACGGAGGUGGCUCACCACCUCGUUUUCGGGGAUGGGCACCUGACGUGGGAGUGGGCGGUGGGCCUGCGCCCCUACCUGCACCCCGCCCUCUUCGCCGCGCCCUACUGGCUGCUGGCGGCGGCGCGCCUGGACGCGGCCUGGGCGGUGGUGCUUUCUUCCCACCUGGUCCAGGCUGCGAUCGCCGCCCUGGCGGAUGUAUCGGUGCAUGCCCUGGCCGCCGAGCUGGCGCCCGAGGAUGCGUCGACCCCAAGGUGGGCCCUCGCCUGCCAGCUCGCCUCCUGGUUCAACGGCUACGCCCUGGUGCGCACGUACAGCAACUCCGCGGAGGCCGCGCUGUGCGUGCUGGGUGUCCUGAACUGGACCAAGGCAGCCGCGGUCCCCAGCGCCGCCGCUCAGUGGCGCUGGCUCUGCGCCGCGGCGGCCGCCUUUGCCCUGCGGCCCCACAGCGCCCUCUUCUGGCUGGUCCCCGGGUCGUGGCGCCUGGCCCGCCUCCCGCCCUGGCAGCGGCCCCGCCUGGCGGCAAUGGCCGCUGCGCUGGGGGCCGCCACCCUGGCCCUGGGCAUGCUGGUCGACCGCGCCGGAUACGGCAGGUGGGUGUGCACCCCCUGGAGCUUCUUCAAGUUCAACCUGCUGGAGGGGGGCAGCGCGCAGUACGGCAGCCACCCCUGGUCCUGGAAUGUGACCCAGGGUUUCCCGGCAGUGCUGGCGUCCUACGUCGGCCUCGCGGCCAUCGCCCUCAGGGGCCAGCUGAAGCGGGGGGGCAGGCUGGUCCCCCUCCUGGCUUUCGUCGGCUGGUCGGUGGCAGUGCAGAGCAUCUCGGCGCACAAGGAGUUCCGCUUCCUCCUCCCCGCCCUCCAGCUCAGCAUGCCCCUGGUGGGCUUGGGGGCCGCCCGCUUGUGGGGCCGCCCGCAUGUUGCGCUGCGGGCCGCCCUGGCAGCCGCCCUGCUGACGCAGGUCCUGCUCUGGGCCUUCUUCGGGCUGGUGCAGCACAGGAUGCACGGCGUGGCGGCUCGCAUGCGCUUCCUGGACUGCUCCCCCGCGCGGUACCGCGGAGAGGUGGCCGCCCUGAACGCCGCCGCCCAGGCCUGGCUGCCCUUCCCCGACGGGCUCUGCCUGCCAGGCCAAAGCGAGCUGGAGUGCCUGCAUCGGCGGCCCGUGGACGUGGCGAGGGGCCUGGUGGAGGCAGGGGCCCCCAGCCACGUGGUCCUCUUUGCGCCGCUGGGCACCGUGGUGGGGGCGACGCUGGCGGAGGGCGGGUACGCGCUCUGGCGCAGCCUGCCCAACUGCUGGGUCCAGGUGGACGAGGACUACCCCUGCACCCUCCAGGUGUGGGCCAGGACCUGA